CCAAUUAGAAGGUAAAAACAGUUCUUGUUGCACAACGCUACAUUAUUCAUUCAAAGAAUUUGAAAGAAUUGAUGGUGAUGAACAUGACGAGUGUUCCUAUUUUUCUAACCCUGUUCGCCAUGUCUCAAGCUGCAAAUCCUACAGAGAACUGUAAGGAAAUACUGCAAGAUUUUCUGGCAGGCCGGAUUUCGUCUGCCGUUGGAACGCGUCAAUCAAGAAAUAUGAAUCGUGCAUUCCAGAACUUUACUCAUGCCAUGAGGGUUUCUAUGGCAGAAUUUAAAGAAAAGACAGAAGCUGAUAUACGAAUGAUUAAAGAAAAUAAACAUGGAAACGGUGGCGUUGUUUUCACAAGAUGGGGAAAAAAGACUUGUCCUUCUAACGCUGAACUGGUUCACUCUGGUUAUGUUGGAGGAUCACUUUACAACAAUCGGGGAGCAGCUGUGGAACCCCUGUGCUUACCCCGGGAACCUGAGUGGGGGGUCUAUAGAGAUGGGACUGAUGGCCAGAAAGCCUACAUAUAUGGCGCGGAAUAUCAAACAAACACAAUAUCUGGAUACAUGCGCAAUUUUCAUGAUCAUGAUGUCCCAUGUGCUGUUUGCCUGAUACCAAAGAAAUCAAUUGUAAAGAUGUUUCCUGCAAAAAAGACCUGUUACGAGGGAUGGACGUUGGAAUACAAAGGUUACCUGAUGGCGGGGUAUUAUAACCAUCCAGCUGCCACAACAUAUACCUGUGUUGACGAGCAUCCAGACACCAUACAUGGGGGUCGGAAAAAUGAAAAUGGUUACCUGUUCUAUCAAGUGGAGGCUAUAUGUGGAUCCCUGAAGUGUCCACCAUACGUGAGGGGAAGGGAACUUAUUAUGGUUGUACCUGUGUUACCCAUGAUUCUGUUUAUAGCACUUGCUGGAACAAAUGAUGCCAGUAGUAAGGUCAUACUAAAGGGUACAAAUAAGAGUAGCAUUGUUUACACAAGAUGGGGGAAGAGGACAUGUCCUACGAAUGUCGAGGUUGUUCUCUCUGGCUUUACUGGUGGAUCAAGGUAUGACCACGUGGGAGCAGCAGUUGAGCCUCUCUGUUUACCCAGAGAUCCGGAGUGGGGGGUUUACAAGGAUGGAAUUAAUGGAAACAAAGCUUACGUAUUUGGCGCGGAAUAUGAGACAAACACAUCUCCUGGCAAAUUGCCAACGCUUUUUGAACAAGACAUCCCCUGUGCUGUUUGCCUUCUUCGAAAUAGAUCCGUCGUCAAAAUGUUCCCAGCAAGAAAGACGUGUUACAAAGGAUGGAAGUUGGAGUACCAUGGUUACUUAAUGGCAGGAUAUUAUAACCAUCCAGCUGCUACAAUGUACACUUGUGUUGAUGGCGAUCCAGACACCCUACACGGUGGUCACGCCAAUAAAAAUGGUAAACUAUUCUAUUCCGUAGAGGCUCGUUGUGGCUCCUUGAAGUGUCCACCCUAUGUGCAAGGAAGAGAACUGGUAUGCGCUGUUUGCUCUAAAGAAUAAACGUAUUUG
Messenger RNA from Magallana angulata, 1508 nucleotides. RefSeq lists its product as uncharacterized. The transcript has 10 exons. Bases 72 to 1499 code for a protein of 475 amino acids. NCBI's taxonomy places the organism in Eukaryota, Metazoa, Mollusca, Bivalvia, Ostreida, Ostreidae. The record is from RefSeq and is a predicted model, not a curated record.